This is a messenger RNA of Theobroma cacao (cacao), 1650 nucleotides long. The record is from RefSeq and is a predicted model, not a curated record. Lineage: Eukaryota; Viridiplantae; Streptophyta; Magnoliopsida; Malvales; Malvaceae.
GAGUUAUUAUGGCUUCUUGGAGAACGUGCAAAGCCAAGUUUCAUCACUAAUGCUUGUGGCAGCACGUUGUGAAACAAGUACAUAAAAAAUCCCAUUGCUUAAAUGAAGAUUUUGUCAACUAGGUAUUAACUGUUCACUGUCACUUACCCCAACAACAGAACUUUCAAAAGUACCUUGUCUAUAAUCUUGUUUUUGGCUUUCUGUUCUGUUUUGUUUUGAUUUGUUUUUGUUCUUAAGCUUUGAUAAUCAUUUGUUUUGUUUUAAAGCUACAUUAAUUUGGAAAAAGAAAAAGUAUGAUGAUGGCUGCUGUUAAGUUGGGGUCACUUCCACCAGCAGCGCUGGGAGGAGUUACAGUGACAAAGAAAUGUGAGAGAUCAAGUGGUGGAGUUAGAGUGGUUGGUGAAUGUGGUAGUGGCGGUAACGGGUUCCCUUCUUUUCUUCCUAAAGAGGUUGAGAAAAUCAAAGACCCUUUUGCUAGAAAUUUGGCUAGGAGGAUAAAGAGGCUCCCAGUACAGAUUGAAUGUUCUGACAGUUUUAUAAUGAGUAGUUGUGUACAACCGCUAAUACAAAGGGAUGCCAGUCCAGUUGUUCUUCUCCAUUGCUUUGACAGUUCUUGUUUAGAAUGGAGGCGUGCGUACCCCUUGCUUGAAGAAUCUGGCUUGGAGGCAUGGGCUAUUGACGUUCUUGGGUGGGGCUUCUCUGAUCUAGGAAGGCUUCCACCAUGUAAUGUAGCAUCUAAGCGUUACCACCUCUAUCAGCUUUGGAAUUCCUACAUCAAAAGGCCAGUGGUAUUAGUCGGACCAAGUCUUGGUGCUGCUGUUGCAAUUGAUUUUGCAGUAAAUUAUCCAGAAGCUGUUAAAAAGUUGGUUUUGAUCAAUCCAAGUGUAUAUGCAGAAGGCACAGGAAACCUUGCAAAGUUGCCAAGAGUAGUAGCCUAUGCUGGGGUUUCUUUACUAAAAACAUUCCCUUUACGUCUUUAUGCAAAUCUAUUAGCUUUCAAUGGCAUAUCAUUAUCCAGAAGCUUAGACUGGACAAAUGUUGGCCGCUUACACUGCCACAUGCCUUGGUGGAAAGAUGCAACUGUUAAUUUUAUGGUUAGUGGAGGCUACAAUGUAGUGUCCCAAAUAAAGCAGGUGAAGCAGAAAACACUACUCAUCUGUGGUGAGAACGAUAGGAUAGUGAGCAACCAACUGGCAAUGAGACUGCUUUUUGAGCUUCCAAAGGCAAGAAUGCAACGAGUACCAGAUAGCGGUCACCUUCCUCAUGUUGAGAAGCCUCGCCGUGUUGUAAAGUUGAUUGCAGAUUUUGCUCAAAGCAAUUAGCUGCUGAAAGAGAGAAAGGACCAUUGCCUAAGAUUAGUGGAAGGGAGUUGCUUUCCAAUCUCCAUUAGGGUGCUGAUGGUUUUUCAGUUCAUCAAGUAGUAACACAAUUGUGGAUUUCUCUAUUUUUUUUUUCUUUUUAACGUAGGUCCUGGGGUACAUGUAAUGUAUAUAAUAUAUAUAAAAGAAAAAAAACCAUUAGAUGACAUGUUACAUAUCUUAGACAGACAAAAGAUAACUAUUCAUAGACAAUAGGAUUGGAGUAUCUGAAUGUUUAUUAUAGAAAUCUUGGAAAUAGAGGUUUACUACAGAUCUUGAAAAAAAAAUAUCA